This is a messenger RNA of Puccinia graminis f. sp. tritici CRL 75-36-700-3, 1287 nucleotides long. RefSeq lists its product as uncharacterized. The record is from RefSeq and is a predicted model, not a curated record. The coding region runs from base 1 to 1287 and encodes 428 amino acids. Lineage: Eukaryota; Fungi; Basidiomycota; Pucciniomycetes; Pucciniales; Pucciniaceae. The transcript is spliced from 4 exons.
AUGGCCUCUCAACCAAUGAGGGGCAGCGAUUAUACCCCGGAUGAUAUUGACACCCUGGUCCGACAGCUGUGCAAAUUUCUUCAUAGGCAACAUGGGGAACACCAUUCAGUGGUUGUCGACUUUGACGUGAUGGCCGUCUUCCUGAUGCAAGAGAUGGGACCUAAGCUACACAUCAGAAAAAUUGUCCUCCUGUUGCUCCAGCAAUUUGAAUCAGUCAUUUCACCCACCAAGAAACCCAAUACCAGCUCCCCACCACAAACUUCAAUCCAAAGCCAACUACUGCAAGCCGCCGAAGCUGUCUAUACUAGGAUCCAAGAUUACGAUGAUGGGUUGUCAACAUCCAAGCCAUUCUGCCUGCGAUAUCCAACCUAUUCGGCAGUCCUUGAACACUCGAAGGCCAUGCAGAAUCAGUGUGAUAUCCUCCCAAAUGAUCGUAUGGUGGUUUUGCUUGAUGAAGCAGGUGUCUGUGUGGGAGUAGGUGUUCCACCUAAUCCAGCCUCCAGUGGACGUCACAUGAAGCCAGAUAUCCGUGCAAAGAUGACACUUGACGAUACUGUCUCAACCUCCUCAUGGGAUACCCUGGAUGGGGCGGCCAAAUCUAAGGGAAUGCACGAUCUCAAAAUCAAGAUCACCAAGAAGCAAAUCGAUUUGGAUGAGCUACAAGGGUACAAAAGCUUAUGGAGGACCAAGCCCUUCACUUCCCUCCUACCAAAUCCACUUCGCGAGAGCCAAAACACCCUGGAUGUUCAAGCUAUGGCCAAAUUCCGAAACGAGAUUACUUAUUACUCCAAGCUGUCUUUAUGGAUUAAUAAGGCCUUCUUGCCCAAAGCAGCUUCCAUAGCCGAAGACGCAAUCACAUACCUGAAGCAACAUGGAAGUGAUCUACUACGAGACAACUUAGCAAAUGAAAAGAAUCUAAUAAUUGCUUCCCGAACAAUCAGUGUCAAUCAUCAAGUCCAUACUCAUCGGGAUAAAAAGAAUGCAUUGCUUUUUGACUCUGCUUGCUUCUUUGGUAACCACAACGGUGGGGAGUUCCUGCUACCAACAUUAGGUGUUGCUUACCCUGGAUUGCAUGGAUAUUCGUUCCAUGGACCACUUCGAAUCCUUUUACAUGGUGUAGCUAGGUUUCACUUUCCAGCCAAUUUACACGAACCACCCCGUCGAUACUCAGUGGCAUUUUGGAGUCGGGCAAGCUCUUUUGCCGCAGUAGCAAGAGACUCUGCUGAUAGAGAUGGGAAAAAGGUCAAGACAUUUUCAUCAACCUGUGUAGCCCAGUAUGAAAGCUGA